This is a messenger RNA of Sodiomyces alkalinus F11, 606 nucleotides long. RefSeq lists its product as hypothetical. Bases 1 to 606 code for a protein of 201 amino acids. Lineage: Eukaryota; Fungi; Ascomycota; Sordariomycetes; Glomerellales; Plectosphaerellaceae. The transcript is spliced from 7 exons. The record is from RefSeq and is a predicted model, not a curated record.
AUGGAGGACUGGCGUUACACCCGGAUCUGGAGAAAUCCUUGUCUCCUUGUCGGCUUCCCGUCCACUAAUCUUAUCCCGGCGUUCCUGGACUCUGGGCACUUUUGGAAGUGCCCCGAUGCUCCCAAGUCGCCGUCACCGCCAUUCCAGUACCGACGUUUCAUCCGUCACCUUUUGGUUGUUCAGAGCAAUCCGACGAAGGUGUUUAUGGAACCUGCUCAGCGCGGCAGAUUGCCAAUUGCAAACGCCCACUUCCCUUGGUUCCCGACCGUAGAUGCUCAGGCCGCAACCGGCCCAAGGAAGAUGGAGAAAGACCCGGCAGUCAAUGCCAAUGCCGUCCGUGACAACUCCAAGUCCCCAUGGAACAUGGACCUUUUCUUUCCAUGCGAGCCGAAUACCAAACAGCCUCUCGGCAUUCGUAACCUAAAGCGCCCGGGCCGACAUCCAGAACAACGGGGUGGGGGUGGGUCCUUAGAGACAUUCGGCAUGCGGCAAUCCAUCCUCUCUCAUCUAUCCGUUGUCACCCAUGUCGGCUCUUUGCCGGAGAGUGGACUCCCAAGAAAUCCCCAACCAAGGAAGGAAUUUCUAGAAGCGGCCAAGCGUCGCUAG